AUGACAGGCGUUGAAUCGUCUGCGUUGCAGACAAAGGGUGUGCGGUAUGACGUACCCGCUCUUCGCAAACACCAAGAACACAGCUAUGAGCUCGAAGCCCUACUAUUAGCGUGGUCGCUUCUUCUAUAUCGCCAUAGCCACGGAAACCACGUCGAGUUCUCAUGGGGACUCGGUGAAACCGGAUCUGAGACGUGUCGCACCUUUACCCUCAACACAUCAAAGCUGCAAUGGGACAGCAGCGACUCUGUCGCAUCAGAGCUUGAGGUGUUUCGGAGCUACCUACAACAGCAACUAGAGUCAGAAAAGCCAGUGACGACAGAUGGGUACAGAUUCUUCUUUAAUGAUGAAGCUGCGUCGGGCGAUGUGGUGAACCAAGUCACCGAAGACGGCAAUCUCUCCGUGAACUGGGGAAACGUUCAGAUACAAGCGACACUACACGAUGAAGCCCUUUGGCUACAACCGACGUGGCGCCAACCACUGGGCGCAGAGUUCCUCGCCAACCACUUCGCGCAAGCUUUUGUCGAAGUCCUCAACACGACCAUCGCCGAUACGAACGCAACACUUGGCUCCGUCCUGCCACUGGGAGAACUCGACAAGUCAGUGAUAUGGAACUGGAAUAAGGACCUUCCUCCGCCGGUGCCCAUGUGCAUCCACACUGUCAUCGCCGAGCAGGUGAGAUGGCGUCCCGAUGCGCCAGCGAUUUGCUCGUGGGACGGCGACUUCACUUAUGCGGAGAUGGAUAAGCUGUCGACCCUACUUGCGCAGCAUCUUAUUGAUAUCGGGGUCAAGAAUGGCGAUAUCGUACCGCUCUGUUUUGAGAAGUCGAGAUGGACGACCGUGGGUGUCAUGGGCGUCAUCAAAGCGGGCGCUGCUUUUGUGCUCAUGGAUCCUAGCCAACCUAUUCAGCGACGACAGGUUAUGGCGCAGCAAGUCAACGCAACGCACAUUCUCACAUCUAGAGACCAGGCCAAAUAUGGAUCUGAGAUUGCGCCGGACGCGAAACAUGUUAUCGUCGACACAGAGACACUCGACUCGUUGGCAAAGACCAUCGAGGAUCCCCUUAGGAAGCUUCCCGAAGUGCCACCCGAGUCGCUCCUCUACAUCAUCUUUACAUCGGGAAGUACCGGUACACCUAAGGGAGUGAUGCUCUCACACGAAACAUACACUGCCAGUGCGCUUGCCCGAAGCACAGGAAUUGGCUACUCGAGUACCUCGCGAUCACUCGACUUCACAUCAUAUGCCUUUGACGUUAGUGUCGAUAGUAUUCUGUGCACUCUUAUCCGCGGUGGAUGCCUCUGUAUUCCCACCGACGAUGACCGUGUGAAUGAUCUAAGCGGUGCGAUUCGGCGUCUCAAGGUGAACAUGGUCAACAUCACACCCUCAGUCGCGCGCAUCCUGGACCCUGAUAUUAUCCCCUCGCUGAACAGCCUUGGUAUCGGCGGCGAGUCCUGUUCCGCAGGAGAUAUUGCUAUUUGGGGACAACACACUCGUAUUGUUGUUGGUUACGGUCCUGCUGAGUGUACUAUCGGAUGCACUGUCAAUCCCAGCGCAGCAGGCAAGCCGUAUGUUAGUAUCGGCCCUGGUACCGGCGCAUGCAUUUGGCUUGUCGACCCCGAAGACCAUAACAAGCUCGUCCCUGUUGGUGCUGUUGGCGAAUUGCUCGUGGAAGGCCCCAUUGUUGGUCAAGGAUACUUGGGUGAUCCUGAAAAGACAAACGCGGCCUUUAUCCACGACCCUGAUUUCCUUCUUGCUGGCGCAGACGGCAUCCCCGGACGACGUGGACGUCUGUACAAGACAGGCGAUCUGGUCCGAUACGAUCCUGAUGGUGAGAAGGGUUUUGUCUUCGUCGGCCGCAAAGAUACCCAGAUUAAGCUCCGUGGCCAGCGUGUAGAACUGGGCGAGAUCGAGCACCACAUCAAAAACCUCCUCCCCUCGGGCGCAGAAGUCGUCGCUGAGAUUAUCGCACCGCGAAACCAGAACAAAGAAUCGAUGCUGGUGGCUUUCGUGGCUGAUCGUGAAGCUAAGGACGAUGGCGAUGCUCGUCAGAUUGACUACCCGCCUCGUCUGCGCGAUGCUCUUGAGACGAUGACCCAGAAGCUGUCUGAGGUUCUACCCGUGUACAUGGUUCCCGCUACGUAUAUCACCCUCUCCAAGAUCCCGUACCUUGUCUCUGGAAAGACGGAUCGCAAGUCCCUGCGUGCUCUUGGUGCAGAGAUCUCUGCCAAUCUCCAGGCGUCGGCGGCUGCAAAUGAGAGCUCUGAGAUUCGUGAGCCUGAGUCGGAAGCUGAGCUAUUCUUGCGCGACUCGUGGUGCCGUCUGCUUGGACUCGAGACUAAGCAGGUCAGCACUACGCACAACUUCUUUACAUCAGGAGGAGACUCUGUGCUUGCGAUGAAGCUUGUGCCCAUCAUCCGAGACUGGGGAUACACGCUCUCUGUUGCUGACAUCUUCAACUACCCUGUCCUUUCCGCCAUGGCAAAAUCCAUGCAGAAGGGCGACAGCAGCAAGGGAAUUGACAUGCAGAUCCCCGAGUUCUCCCUGCUCAAGGAUGAUAUGGAUCGCGAUGCUCUACGUACGGAAGCUGCUGAGCAAUCAGGCUGCGAUGUCACCGCAAUUGAGGAUAUCUACCCUUGUGCGCCUAUGCAAGAGAUCCACAUGGCUUUCUACACGCGAUCAAAAGAAAACUACGUCGCGCAGAGAAUCGCGGACAUUCCCGCCUCCAGCUCUGUCGACAAGCUCAAGACUGCAUGGGAGGUCGUGUACAAGGAGAGUCCCAUCCUUCGCACGCGCAUUGUCGAGUUCAAGCAGCACGGCUUCAUGCAAGUUGUCAUCAAUGAGGCUCUGCAGUGGAAGGAAGUUGACUCUUCCUUAGAGGAGUUUGUCGAAGAGGAUAAGAAGGAACCUAUGUCACCUGGUGCACCUCUCUCUCGCUUCGUCAUCGUUACAGACAAAGCGCUUGACAAGCGGUACUUUGUAUGGACAGCCCACCACGCCAUUUACGACGGCUGGUCCACGGACCUCAUCGUCGAGCAUGCUCGGGCUGCGUACAAGGGCGAAGAAGUCUCACGACCUGCUCAGUUCAAGCACUUUAUCCGCUACCUGGCCGAGGACUCGAGGGAGUCGUCCAAGGAUUACUGGAAGACUCAACUCGCGGGGGCUACUGGACCUCAGUUCCCAUCUCUCCCGUCGCGCUCUUACAUUCCUGAUCCUAAUGCUUUGACGGAACGCUUCAUCCAAUUUGACAAGACUGCCAAGUCGGACAUCACAAUCGCUACUGUCAUCCGAGCAGCCUGGGCUCUGCUGGCGUCGCAAUACUCAAUGAGUGACGAUGUCGUCUUCGGCGAGACCUUCAUGGGCCGCACCAUUCCUCUUCCCGGCGCUGAGCUCAUCGAGGGUCCUAUCCUAGCAACUGUCCCCGUUCGCGUCCGUCUCGAUCGCACCGCCACUGUGCAAGAAUUCCUCCGUGCCAUCCAAGAACAAAGCGUUGCCCGCGCCGCGCACGAGCAUCUUGGUAUCCAGCACAUCAGACGACUGAGCGAGGACGCCCAGAUUGCUUGCGAGGUUACAAUGGGUCUUGUUGUGCAGCCUCAAGACCCAGAGCCUUCCGAGACAGAGACCGACGAGCUUCCGUCUUUCCGUGGUGGAGAUGCCGCUCUUGAGGCGCUGCACUUCAAUUCUUACCCUCUCAUGCUGGCCGUGUCGCUCCAGAAGAGUGGCUUCCGUCUGCUGGCAAGCUUUGACUCAGAGCUCUUGAGCCACGUGCAAGUACAGCGCGUGCUGUCGCAAUUUGAGGUUGCCAUCAACCAACUUCGCGGCGAUCUGUCUCGUUCAUUGGGCGAUCUCACAUGUUUGGGCGAGGAGGAACUUGAGAAGAUUUGGGAGGCGAACAAGCAAGCACCUGUGUCCCCCAAAGACAUCUCUAGGUUCCUGACCAGCGGCGACAAGUACCCUACCACUCAGUACGUCCCGUGGGUCGUUCAGCCCGGCAAUGAGAAGCUUCUCAUGCCGCUCGGAAGUACUGGAGAACUUCUCCUCGAAGGCGUGGUAGCAGGCGAUGACGCUGAUGUUGCGAAUACCCCAGAGUGGCUCAAGGAGGGCGCGCUUGGCUCCCCUGGUCGCCAGGGCAAGCUUUUCCGCACUGGUGAUCUCGUCAAAUAUGCCGAUGAUAUGAGCUUGGUGUUUAUCGGUCGGAAAGACGAAAUGACCAGCGUUGAUGGUCGUGUCGUGGAUCUUAACGCCACUAACAUGGAGCUCAAGCGUCUUCUUCCCGAAAACACCAAGGCUGUGAGUCGAUUGGUCGUCCCCAAAGGAGCGAGCAGUCAGACUCCGGUGGUUGUAGCAUUUGUUCAAGAGGCUCUUGCUAAGGACGUGCAAUUGCUGAAGCUUGGUGUUGAUACUGGCGAUGCCUCGCUACCCUUGUCACAGGCUGUGUCAAUUGAGCUCGCCACUGCUAUUAUUGCCCUCAACAAGGCCAUGGUCGAGACUCUUCCGCCCUACGCCAUCCCAUCCAUCUGCAUCCCUCUCACCGAGACCGCAGACAUCAAUGCUCUCGAUAAAUUGGAUGAGCAAGUUACGCUAUCGUUGAUCGUUGAGCUUCGCAAGGCCUUCGCAUCGCUUAAGAAGACCAUUGCCGACACAACAGUGUUGACCACAAAGGAACGUGUUCUGCGCGCUUCAUGGUCCAAGUUUCUCGGUAUUGAGGAGGAGAAGCUAUCACUCGAUGACAACUUCUUCCGUCUGGGCGGCGACUCCAUCGUGGCCAUGCGCAUGGUCUCAGCUCUGCGACAAGAUGGCUACCGUCUUUCUGUCGCCAGCAUCUUCCAGAACAUGCAACUCCGUGGUAUGGCCAACUCCCUGAUUGAGGUCCCGACCGAGGGCAGUCAGUCAACCAAAAAGUACACUUCUUUCUCGUUACUGAACGAAAAGAACGUUGAUGACUUCCUGGCCAACACCAUCCAACCUCAAUUGGCAGACUCGACAUGGCAGAUCCAAGAUGUUCUCCCCGCCACUGGACCUCAAGAGGGCGAUGUCAACCAAUCAGUGUCUGCUCCGCGAAGCUCAAUCCAAUACAACAUGCUCUACCUGGACCAUUCAAUUGACACCGACCGUCUCGUCGAGAGUUUCCAGCAUCUUGUGUCACAGCACGCCAUUCUCCGAACCGUGUUUGUUCAACACGAGGGCAGGACUCUACAAGUCGUCCUCAAGGAUCUGAAAGUCCCUGUUACAGAACAGACGUCGGACGCAUCAAUUGAAGACACUUCCAAGCAACUAGCUCUGUCUGAUAUCAACGACAGCGCCGAUUUAGUGUUUGGCUCGUCUUUCCUUCGCCUUUUCGUCAUCCGCGGUGCAAAGGAUAACGCAUUCAUGAUCCGCAUUUCUCAUGCCCAAUACGAUGGUGUCUCAUUGCCUGAGCUCCUCCGCCAGCUUGAGUUGCGAUACCGUGGCUCGGAGAUUCCUUCGUCGGAGCCUUUUGAGACAUACAUCCAGCAUCUGUCCAGCGCCAAAUCUGGCAACGUUGAGUUCUGGCGCAAGACUCUCCACGGGUCAUCCUAUACUGAGAUCGCGCCUGCUGCUGAUCCUCAGAAGAAGACUGCUUUUAUGACUAAGGAUGUUGACAUCUCUGGAGCUUCUCCCGACACAACGCACGCGAUGCUACUUACUGCCGGCUGGGCCAAGGUUCUGUCGCAGUACCUCAAUGUUUCAGACGUCACAUUUGGCGGCAUUGUAUCCGGCCGAGAUGUCGACGUCCAAGGAAUCGACACCAUCAUGGGACCUUGCUACCAAUACCAACCCGUGCGCGUCAAGUUUGAGCCCAACUGGACAGCAUCGCAACUCGUGGACUACGUACGAAACCAAUCUCUUGAGGGCAGCCAGCAUGCCACUCUCAGCUUCCGAGAAGUUCUCAAGGAUUGUACCAACUGGCCUGCCGAUACUCCCUUCUACGGCUCAUUUACCAACCAUCUCAACAAGGAGUUCUUCGACUCUAUUCCGUUUGCUGGUACCAAGUGUCGCGUUGACUAUUCGAUUCCCCACCCAGAGCCUGCAACACCACCUCGCGUUGUGUCUUUUGUAGAGGAUGGAAGAACCCAGAUCGGUAUUGAGGCUGAUGAGGAGCGUCGUGAGUUCUGGGAGGCGAGAUUGGAGGAAUUGGCCCUUGUUGUGGAGGUUUUUGUUAAGAAUCCUGAGGCUUUGUUGUAA
Molecule: messenger RNA, 6198 nt
Organism: Fusarium sp. VM40
Lineage: Eukaryota; Fungi; Ascomycota; Sordariomycetes; Hypocreales; Nectriaceae
Source: the annotation of a GenBank genome assembly